AUGUCGCGACCUCAGGGUCCGUUCAGUAAUACUGCAUUCAACUCUCUUCCCAUCGAGCUCAACAAGGCCAUCGUCCACUACCUUGACAACGACAAGGACAUCGCGACAUACCGGUUGAUAUGCCGUUCUACAAAUGAUGCCAUCGACGCCGAUCGUCAGUCGUUCUGGCGUGCAAAGUUCCGUGAGAAGUAUGACUUCUUGGAGGGCACACCCAACAACCAGCUGCGGCGCAUGUAUCAGCGCCGGUCCAAGCUGCUGCGAUGCGGCACCAAGUACGGCUUCUUUCGUGGCCAUGGUAAAACUGAGGCCCGGGUUGUGAAGAUGUUGAAAGAUUUGAUCAUUGAAUCCUUUCAGGGUGCCACCGAAACUGAUGAGCAUGGGCGUUUCCGUUGCAGGAAUCACGCUCACCUCAUUCAAUUCAUUCUCGAGUCCCGUCUGCUAAAUAAUGACCGACGACCUCCCAUAGUCCGCCGUGGCGAACCUGCACACGUUGAUGAGACACUGGCAGCUGUUAAGCUGAUAUGUUCACAGUUCAUUUUCAAUCUUCCCGGCAUAGAACAUAACAUAUUUGCAUUCGACGAGUCACAGUUUGCCGUUUAUCAAUCCACCACCGAAGCCCCCAUCUUCCUGGACAACUAUAAAAAGGUGAACUUGGAAUGGGUUCUCCACAGCAUGAAUUUCUUCCGCCACCACAUGAUGAACGAAGAAGCCCAAACUCUGUUCUACAAAAUCGAUGAGCUAUACGCAACCCUUAAACCCUCGCCCUGGAGAGAGCCUCUCCGUCAGGGCGCAUAUACACUCAGCAGAUACUGGAAAGGCACCUAUGCCUUCCUCGACCACUCCGAAGUCCAGCGCCUCCGCAAGCAAGGCCCAGGUCACGAAAUAUACAUUGACAAGAACGUUGACGAAGGCAAGAUUCAAUCCCUCGAACUCGUCUUCGCACAACCAGCGCACCUCUCUAAUCGCCGCCCCCUAACCUGGCCCGCCCUCUUUGAAUCCCGCCUACACUCCUUGCUCCCUUCCACCAGCGCCCAACCCCUCAAAACACAAGCCCGCCACUGCCCCAAACAAUCCCAAAACAUCCAAUUCGAAGGCACAGGCCAAGACCUUGACGACGAAUACCGCGCUCUCGGCUGGCUUAAUGCUCUUCCGCCUCAAGGCGGCAUCCCAGGCUGGCAGCGUAUAACCUUCAUGAAGCAUUUCAGCGAUGACUACCAGGAUCCUGACCAGGAUAAUCUUUGGGCGUAUGAGGGGGUUGUGAUGCCCGGUGGGAGAAUGAUUUUGGGGAGGUGGUGGUUUGCGUCUGAGUCGGUGGCCACGCAGUUGGACUACAAUGGGCCGUUUAUUCUUUGGGCGGUGGAUGAGCCAGAGAUGGAUGGGGAGGAGGAGGAGGAGGAGUAG
Messenger RNA from Bipolaris zeicola 26-R-13, 1401 nucleotides. RefSeq lists its product as uncharacterized. The transcript has 5 exons. Gene Ontology annotation, molecular function: protein binding. Lineage: Eukaryota; Fungi; Ascomycota; Dothideomycetes; Pleosporales; Pleosporaceae. The coding region runs from base 1 to 1401 and encodes 466 amino acids. The record is from RefSeq and is a predicted model, not a curated record.